GAACAACUAACUUACUAUUAGUACAGUAGUAGAAAAAAUUGGCAGAAGUUCGUUGAUCAAAUCAUCAAACAGUUCACAAGUCACACUCUCUUCGUUACCUCCGCCCCUCCUUCCAUCCCAACGGACCUCUCGAAGCUCUCUCUCCUCACUUCAAAAUCCCCUCUUCUCUAUCCUCCUCAAACAAUCUCAUUCCAAAACCCUGACCUCUCUCUCACUAAAAAUGCAAUCCUCAAUCUCUCUUUCUCUCUCCUCGGCUUCCCCCACCGCCAGAUCCCACCCCCGUUCCUUCGUCGCCAGCAACGGCUCGCUCGUACCUCGGUCUCUCCGCUUCUGCGGCCUCAGACGGGAAGUUUAUAAUCUCCAGUCUUCCAAUUCAUCUCGGCUUGCUGCGGCAUGGCCGUCGAACAGGGUGACGGCCUCAUUGUCGAGCAAUGGCGCUCCGUCGACGGAAUUCGACUACGAUUUGGUAAUUAUCGGGGCCGGCGUCGGCGGCCACGGCGCUGCACUGCACGCGGUUGAGAAGGGCCUAAAAACUGCCAUCAUUGAGGGGGAUGUGAUUGGAGGAACAUGUGUAAAUCGUGGUUGUGUUCCUUCCAAGGCCCUCCUUGCUGUAAGUGGCCGCAUGCGGGAGCUUCAGAAUGAACACCACAUGAAGGCGUUUGGUUUACAGGUUGCAGCUGCUGGCUAUGACAGACAGGCAGUUGCUGAUCAUGCUAGUAAUCUUGCCUUGAAGAUCCGAAGUAACUUGACCAAUUCUCUAAAAGCUCUUGGUGUUGACAUAUUGACUGGUGUUGGUACAAUUUUGGGUCCACAAAAAGUGAAAUAUGGGACGGACAAUGUUAUAACAGCAAAAGACGUGAUCAUUGCUACUGGUUCUGUACCCUUCGUCCCUAAGGGAAUUGAAGUUGAUGGUAAGACUGUAAUAACUAGUGAUCAUGCACUCAAACUGGAAUUUGUUCCUGACUGGAUAGCCAUAGUAGGAAGUGGUUAUAUUGGUCUUGAAUUCAGCGAUGUGUAUACAGCACUUGGAAGCGAGGUCACCUUUGUUGAAGCUCUAGAUCAGCUUAUGCCCGGCUUUGAUCCUGAGAUAGGGAAAUUGGCUCAGCGGGUUCUCAUAAAUCCUCGAAAAAUUGAUUAUCACACUGGUGUAUUUGCAAGCAAGAUUACACCAGCAAAAGAUGGAAAGCCUGUAACGAUUGAGCUUAUUGAUGCCAAGACAAAGGAACUAAAGGAUACUCUGGAGGUAGAUGCUGCUCUCAUUGCGACUGGAAGGGCUCCGCAUACCAAAGGACUUGGUUUAGAAAAUAUUAAUGUAGAAACUCAACGCGGAUUUGUUCCUGUUGAUGAUCGCAUGCGCGUAAUUGAUGCAACUGGAAAGCUGGUUCCUCACUUAUAUUGCAUCGGUGAUGCUAAUGGGAAAAUGAUGCUUGCUCAUGCUGCAAGUGCACAAGGGAUCUCUGUUGUUGAACAAGUUUCUGGAAAGGAUCAUGUGCUGAAUCAUCUUAGCAUCCCAGCAGCUUGCUUCACUCAUCCUGAAAUUAGUUUUGUUGGACUAACAGAGCCUCAAGCCAAAGAAAAAGCUGAAAAAGAAGGAUUCGAAAUCAGUGUUGCCAAGACUAGUUUCAAGGCUAACACGAAAGCCCUUGCGGAAAAUGAAGGGGAAGGACUUGCUAAGUUGAUUUACAGACCUGACACUGGAGAGAUUCUUGGAGUUCAUAUUUUUGGAUUGCAUGCUGCAGACCUCAUACAUGAAGCAUCCAAUGCAAUUGCUAUGGGAAGCAGGAUACAGGACAUAAAGUAUGCUGUACAUGCACACCCGACAUUAUCUGAAGUUCUUGAUGAACUCUUCAAAUCAGCCAAGGUUAAACCUAACAUUUCUAGUCCAGUUGGUGAAGCAGUUGCAGUCUAAGCUUCUCGGCAAGGUAUAAUAUAUACGGAUACGUGAUUUUGCAGGGAGUUCCAUAUAAGCCGCAAAUUGCUUCCAAAGAUGAGAAGAAAAUUUGCACACAAACUGAAGUGUCUUAUGGGAAAGUAGCUUCUGCUCUCCUUUGUUUGUUGACUGUAACGUUAGAUUUUGUGUCAUUCACCAUAAGGACCUUCUGAUUUUUGGGUACUUCUUUGACUAUGGGUAAUUGGUUUUCAUAGCAUUUGAGCUGUUAAAUUUGUAAUUCGAAUGUUUUUUUUCUUUCUGGGGAACAGAGAACUUCAUUGAUUGCGAAGCAAAUACAAAGAGUCAUGUAUUA
Messenger RNA from Rhododendron vialii, 2243 nucleotides. Its product is annotated as dihydrolipoyl dehydrogenase 1, chloroplastic-like. The record is from RefSeq and is a predicted model, not a curated record. Gene Ontology annotation, molecular function: flavin adenine dinucleotide binding; dihydrolipoyl dehydrogenase (NADH) activity. Bases 221 to 1909 code for a protein of 562 amino acids. The transcript has 15 exons. NCBI's taxonomy places the organism in Eukaryota, Viridiplantae, Streptophyta, Magnoliopsida, Ericales, Ericaceae. Gene Ontology annotation, cellular component: oxoglutarate dehydrogenase complex; mitochondrion.